Molecule: messenger RNA, 5000 nt
Organism: Peromyscus californicus insignis
Lineage: Eukaryota; Metazoa; Chordata; Mammalia; Rodentia; Cricetidae
Gene: Odf1
Product: outer dense fiber of sperm tails 1
Exons: 2
Coding region: 1755-2528 (257 amino acids)
Cellular component (GO): outer dense fiber
Source: RefSeq, a predicted model, not a curated record
GACAGAGAGGGAGAGAAUGUCAUAAAUGUUUGGUGGUGGGACAGAGAAGACUUCCCAAGGAUACCCAUGCAAGAGGGAGCAGUAAUGAACUAGAUCUCAGACUAGGUCAGAGAUUUCAGCUUCUAAGCAGGCAGAGCAACUCUGUUUAAAUCCAAAUGAGGUGGAAAGUGUGAGCUAAGGCCUCCCAGAGUGAGCAGGUGAGUUUUAAGGUGAAAAGGAAGGACACUGAGAGGUGACAGGUUCAUAUGCAGAACCAGUCUGGCUCCAGUGUGAAAUCAGAUUGGGUGGACCUUGAGGGGAGUGGGGAGAAUAAGCCCAUUCGCUUCCUCAUUUUAAAAUUAGAUCUAUUCAUUUUGUUUCAUGUGUGUUUUACCUGCAUGCAUUUAUGUGCAUGAUCGUGCUUGGUGCCUGCGGAGAUCUGAAGAGGGUAUCAGAUCCUAUGGUACUGGAUUGAAGUGAUUCUGAAUCACUAUGUGGGUGUUGGGUAUCGAACUCCGGUCCUCUGCACGAGCACAAAUGCUCCUAACCACUGAGCCACCACUCCAACUCCAGCUUCCUUCUAAUGCUCCUCGAACCAUGAGCACCAGCCCUUGCCUCUUCACAGGGUCUGACCUACUUUAACAUCUAUCACUAGGGGAGGAUGGAUCCUUUAUUGAACUCAAAAUAAUUCAUCCCCCUUACUGUGGCCUUCAAACCUAGCUCUUAGCUCCCUCUCUGGUGUCCCAUCCACUUGUCAUCCUGUGCCUCCCCUGGGUCUUAGUCUAGGAAAAGGGGAAUUGAGAGAUGGAAGUGGUCUGAGGGACAGAAGUAGAUAAGUAUAAGUCAAAUCUGAGACGAGUCUGCAGUCUAAGAGGUUAAUCCACAUUAGCGCGUAGGCAGUGGCUGAAGCAAGGGUUUCAGGCUAAUGGAAGAGGACCAGGGCCAGUGCUUGGGAGGCACUCAGGGGCCAGGCACUUGGAGGCUUAGAAACAAGACCAUCUUUGCUGGGAGGGGGUGCCUGAAGACAGGACCCUGAGCAGUAGGAGACAAGAGCAUAUGAGCCCCGGACUAGUGAAGAACUGAUGUUCCUAGUUAGCUAGAACCCUAGCUGAUAAAGGAUGGGCAGUCGUCCAUGAUGUGUGAGGUCCUGGGUUUGAUCCCUGGCACCAGGAAAAUAAUAACAAUAAUCAUGGAUGGGACUCAGAGAUUUGGGACUGAGAAAGUCAAUGACAAAGGCAGACUUGUGGCGGACUUGGUAGGAGAAAAGGGCAGACAGCAAAGUUCUUCACACUCUGUCUGUAGCCAAAAUAAACCUUACAACAAGGCUCAGGUCUAGAACCAGAAGGCACAGAGACCAGAGCCAGGCAACCCAUGCUAUUUCCACACCAAGAUCAAAACUACACUCACAUCCAUGCCAUAGCUUCUAAACACAUACAAGUCAAGGACACUAAAGGCUGGUCCAUGAACCCCAAAAGGCUGUGACUGCUGGGGAGCCCCACCACCACUCAGGUGAAUGAAACUCAGUGUGAGUAUGAUCCUGGGAGUAGCCCUGAGGAGGGUCUUUGGGGACCAUAAGUGUUUGUGGUUGGCAUGGUAACCAGGAGACUAUGACAUACUUAAGGGUGGGCGGGGUCACAGAACACAAGCUUUAAAGUAAGUGAAUCAUGUGUGGCUCAUUUAAUUUUAAAGGAGGACUCUGAGCUGAGCUUAGAACAAUUUUUUCCUCUGAGUGCCAUUUCCCAAAGGUACUCACAGAACAAUAAGGUGUGACCAUAAUGGCUGCACUGAGUUGUCUUUUGGACAGUGUUAGGAGGGACAUAAAGAAGGUGGACAGAGAAUUAAGGCAAUUGAGAUGUAUCGACGAACUCAGCUCCCGCUGCCUGUGUGACUUAUACAUGCAUCCGUACUGCUGCUGUGACCUGCACCCAUACCCCUACUGCCUCUGCUACUCCAAGCGAUCCCGCUCCUGUGGCCUGUGCGACCUCUACUACCCAUGCUGCCUGUGUGACUACAAGCUCUACUGCCUUCGCCCAUCACUCCGCAGCUUAGAGAGGAAAGCUAUCCGCGCCAUUGAGGAUGAGAAAAGAGCGUUGGCCAAACUCAGAAGGACGACGAACAGAAUUCUGGCCUCCUCUUGCUGCAGCAGCAACAUUUUAGGGUCAGUGAAUGUGUGCGGCUUUGAGCCUGAUCAAGUCAAGGUGCGAGUUAAAGAUGGAAAAGUCUGUGUGUCCGCCGAGAGGGAGAACAGGUAUGAUUGCCUCGGAUCCAAAAAGUACAGUUACAUGAACAUCUGCAAGGAGUUCAGCUUGCCGCCAUGUGUGGAUGAGAAAGACGUGACCUACUCCUACGGGCUCGGCAGCUGCGUCAAGAUCGAGUCUCCGUGCUACCCUUGCACAUCUCCCUGCAACCCCUGCAACCCCUGUAACCCCUGCAGCCCCUGUAGCCCCUGUGGGCCCUGCGGCCCCUGUGGGCCCUGUGGCCCCUGUGACCCCUGUAACCCCUGCUACCCCUGUGGAAGCCGAUUCUCCUGUAGGAAGAUGAUCUUGUAAGGCGUGUGUAAGAACCUAUGUCUUAGCAGAAGUCAGUUCUCCAGCCAGGCAGCUCUUCAGCAUCUCUCUUCCCCUUCCUAUAGCCCGUGUGGUUCAAGUAGGUAGGAAACUGAAUACAUAACUGCAAUCUGAUGCCGCUGUGUGCUAGUCUUUUGCUAUGACCCCCUCACCCCCACCCCAGAGUUAGCUGAUUGAAGGAUUAAAGGACAGGAUAGAAGGUGAGAUGAGAUCUGCCCUCCACAUCCUUCAUAUCCAACAACCUCUAAACUCACAGGCAUUCCUCGACACUAAGUAAUCCUGUGAAAUGGCCCUGCCUGAAAAGAACACGCUUAGGGUAGUUUAGGUGGAAGAUAAUACUCAGUGAGGAUUUGCUGGUGAUGUGACCUCCUUCCCAAGCCCAACAGGACUGUGGAUUUUACCUGGGGACCAGACAAUCCUUAAAAGAAUACAGCAAUGUGCGGCAUGUCCGCAGAUCCCAGAGCAGGGCAGCCACUGAACUUCAGUGUUUCAGCAUUCCUGCAGCUUCGACUCUCCCCCUCUGGCUCAAGGUAGUUUGCAGUCUCCUGGGGAUUUAUUGCAACUCUCUUUUUCCAAUUCUUGAAACUGGUUUUGGGCAGAAGGUCAAUGCAAAGGUCAGGAGCAGGAGAGUACAGUUUCAGCAACUGAUGGUGUAGUUCACUUGUGUUUGGGUCCUUACUGACGUAGCUCAAGAGCCGUUGUUUGUUUUUGAGGUUGGUCUUACUGUGUAACUCUGACUGUCUGGAAAACUCAUUAUAUAAGAUAAGACUGGCCUCAAACGCACACAAGUCUACCUGUCUCUGCCUCCUGAGUGCUGGGACCACGCCUGGCUCUUGAUGACUAGGGAAAAGGGAAGUAUGAAGGAAGAAUGAAGGGACGCUGGGGAGGAACUGGCUGAAGCUGGUCUCAGAUUCUUAGAGGAAACACAAACUCCUGUUUGCGUAGCUGAGUCCUGUCAUCGCCUGUGGAUUAGUUUCCUCUGUGUGAGCUGCACUGGGGAGUUACCUGAGGAGCUGUAAAAAUAUGGAUGCCAGGCUAAGAAGAUGGUUCAGUUGGUAAGAAUGCAGGCUGCACAAGUGUGAGGACCUGAGUUCAAAUCCCCAGGACCCACUCAAAGUUGGGCAUGACGUGUAACCCCAGCACUGGCCUAGCCUAAGUAAUGAGCUCCCAGUGCAUUCAGCGUAUUACCUGGGGUUCUCUAGAGGAACAGAACCAGGAGAGUGAGUGUACAUUUAAAGAAACAUAUUCAGUUGGCUUACACAAUACGGUCUGGGCGUCUAACGUGGCUGCCUCACACCAAAGCUGCAGAGAACGCGGCCGUUUCUCAGUCCACAAGGCUUGCUGUCUCAGCAGUCCCAUUCUGACACUGAAGGGUCCUGGGGAGCCUGGUCUUCAACCCCUGUUGGAAGGUCCCCCCAGCAGGGUUCUGACGUCAGUGAGGGAACAUGGCGGUGACAGCAGCAGUCAGCGCUCGUGAAUGUGCCAGCCAGAGCAAAGGCAAGCAUUCGAAAGCAAAGCUUAUUUCUUGGGCCUUUUUUUUGGGCUGCCACCAGAGCACAGCCCAUGUGUGGGGUGGGUCUCCCCACUCCACAUAACAGAUGGAGAAAAGCCCUCACAAAUGAGCCUGGAGGCUUGCCUUUCAACUGCUUCCAAAUCCAAUCAAGGUUACAUUCAAGAUUAGCUGUGACAGUGAGAGACACCUCUCUCUCUAAAGGAGGUAAGGUGGGGAACAAGGGAAGACACCCUUGUCUUCCUCAGGCUUCUGCGCAUGCACACAUAGCCACACAUCCCUACACUCAUGUGCAUACACAAUACACACCACACCAUACACAGCACCACAGUACACACACAUGCACACAUAGCCACAUAUCCCUACACUCAUGUGCAUAUACAAUACACACCACACCAUAUACAACACUACAGUACACACACAUGCACACAUAGCCACACAUCCCUACACUCAUGUGUAUACACAAUACACACCACACCACACCAUACACAGCACCACAGUAUACACACAUGCACACAUAGCCACAUAUCCCUACACUCAUGUGCAUACACAAUACACACCACACCAUACCAUACACAGCACCACAGUACACACACAUGCACACAUAGACACACAUCCCUACACUCAUGUGUAUACACAAUACACACCACACCACACCAUACACAGCACCACAGUAUACACACAUGCACACAUAGCCACACAUCCCUACACUCAUGUGCAUACACAAUACACACCACACCAUACCAUACACAGCACCACAGUACACACACAUGCACACAUAGACACACAUCCCUACACUCAUGUGCAUACACAAUACACACCACACCACACCAUACACAGCACCACAGUAUACACACCUGCACACAUAGACACCCAUCCCUACACUCAUGUGCAUACACAAUACACACCACACCAUACCAUAUACAGCACCACAGUACACAUGC